Molecule: messenger RNA, 2511 nt
Organism: Corvus hawaiiensis (hawaiian crow)
Lineage: Eukaryota; Metazoa; Chordata; Aves; Passeriformes; Corvidae
Product: chymotrypsin-C-like
Exons: 8
Coding region: 41-850 (269 amino acids)
Biological process (GO): proteolysis
Molecular function (GO): serine-type endopeptidase activity
Source: RefSeq, a predicted model, not a curated record
GGUGAGCAGCCCCACCGCAGCACCUUUGGUCAGCACAACCAUGCUGGGAGCCGUCUGUCUCGUCGUGCUGCUGGGCUACGCCUACGGAUGCGGCCAGCCGGCCGUGCCGCCACAGCUGCGCUCCCGCGUGGUGGGCGGUGAAGACGCCGUAGCACACAGCUGGCCAUGGCAGAUCUCGCUGCAGUACAGCCGCUCUGGGUCUUGGUACCACACUUGUGGCGGGACCCUGAUUGCCCCUCAGUGGGUGCUGACGGCUGCCCACUGCAUCAGCUCUUCCAUGACCUACCGUGUGGUGCUGGGCAAGCAGGACCUGAGUGAGGAUGACGAGCCCGGUUCUGUGGCCGUGGGUGUGGAGAAGAUGAUCAUCCAUGAGAAAUGGAACUCCUUCCUCAUCAUCAACGACAUUGCCCUGAUCAAGCUGGCAGAGGAGGUGCAGGAGAGUGACACCAUCCGUGCCGCCUGCCUGCCGGACGCUGGCAAGAUCCUGCCCAACAACUACCCCUGCUACGUCACCGGCUGGGGACGCAUCAGGACCAACGGGCCCCUGGCUGACGUCCUGCAGCAGGCUCUGCUGCCCGUGGUGGACUAUGAGACCUGCUCCCAGAGGGACUGGUGGGGCAGCAAUGUGGACACCACCAUGGUGUGCGCCGGCGGUGACGGCGUCGUCUCUGGAUGCAACGGCGAUUCCGGCGGCCCCCUGAACUGCCAGCGUGAUGAUGGCAUCUGGGAGGUGGAGGGCAUCGUCAGCUUCGGCUCCGGCCUGAGCUGCAACAUGAUCAGGAAGCCGACGGUCUUCACCCGGGUGUCCGCCUACAUCGACUGGAUCAACGAGAAAAUGAGUGCGAACUGAGGACGCAGCACGUGGAGAUACAACUGUUGAGCAAGAUAAAAGCGGAAGUGCUGAGCUGGCCUCACUGGUUCUUUUUGGGGGGGAUGUGGUGGGGCUGGGGAUGCACAUGCAGGGCUGGGUCUGGUGAUGCCAACGUUCUGCUUGUGUGCUGGGGAAGGUUUCUUUGUUGUGCAGUGGGGUUGGGCAGGGCUCUGGGGAGGUACAUCCUGCAAGAUGCUUCUGGUCCUCAUGCCGUGGCUGAGCCAAGGGGCUCGAGGUUUGAUGGGAGAGGGGCUGGGGUCUAUCCAGGUUGUUCAGGGGAGCUCCAGGGAACCCAGCUGGCCCUUGGGGACAAUCUAGAACACUUGAUAGCUCCCAGGGUGCUUUAGGGAACCUCACUGGCACCGCCUAGAUGAGGGCAGCUGACUUUCAGUGGGGGUCUUGAGGGAACCAGGUUGGAUUUGGAGGACUUGAAACUCGAGUCUGACUGGUUUGGGAGAGGUCGGGGUGCCUGCAGGAAUUCCGUUGGAGACUGAGCCCUUGCGACCUGUAUGGCACUGCCAGCUCCAUCUCCAGGACCUGUGACGUGGCCCAGGAGUGGAGCAUCAUGCCACGGAUCUCCUUCUGUGGUGGCUGGAGGAACAAGGUGGGCGGUGGGCAGCUGACAGGACCCCCAGCUGUGGGGUUCCCAGGAGGAGCCAGGGCUGCCCUGGGGGAGACAGGGAAACUUUUCAGGAAGAAGGCAGCGUGUGGGUGGGAGCAGGUGUGAAGGGGCUGGCCAGGAGGUGGGGGUGGAUGCUGCACCGUGAACCCCCGAGCAGAACCAUCCACCACACCGUCAUCCCAGCUGGGAUCCUCACGGAGUGAGGAGGAGGAGAAGGAGCAGGAACGGACGGCAGCACCUCAAGCUCGGUGGGGGACGUGAUGGACGGUGCCUGGUUUAGGAGCUGUGGUGCCACUGGAGUGCUGAGCAGCACCGUCACCAGCCCAGAGAGCAACACUGGCACCUGCACCGGGCCUGGGAGUGCCAGCACGAGCCCUGGCACUGUGUGAGCCACAUGGGGACUCUCCAGGGACCCUCUGGCACUCAUCAGCCUGACCAAAGAUUUAGCAGGUGAAGAGGGGUACGGGGAGGGAAAUGGUUUGGAUGGACAGGAAAUGUGCUAUGGCAAAGGAACUGUAGGGAUCACCCCAAAGGCUAUUAAAGGCCUGCCAGUCAGAUGAUGUGUGGAGGUGGCUGCUCUGCACAGCAGGAUGGGGCCAGGUGCUCGGGACAUUGGCAUAGGAUUGGCAGCAGGAUCUGCUCUCUUGGAUGGAGAGUUCCAGGCUGUCCAUGGGAAGCUGGGCAAUGUGGGGUGCCCCUGUCCCCUCUGCAUGUACACACGUCCCAUGGGGAGGGUUGUUGGGGCUGGGAGUGCAGAACCCUGGUGUCACAGCCUGUUGUAUGUGUGCCUGUGCAUUGUGUCCCAUCCUCAGAGGGGGUUUGGUGGACACAAGAGCCCUGGGCAAGGCCCCAGAGUGCCACAAGCCCCUGUGCUGGGGCAUCAGCCCUGCCCCACCCAGCCAGCCAUGGGCACUCCCCUGCAGUGGGUGUCACCCCAACAACCAGUGUCCCCUUGCCCAGGAGGAGGUGGAGAGUUGUGGUCCCUCUGGGUGAAGAACCUUUUUCUAACAUCCAGUCU